Messenger RNA from Rotaria sordida, 1302 nucleotides. NCBI's taxonomy places the organism in Eukaryota, Metazoa, Rotifera, Eurotatoria, Philodinida, Philodinidae. The record is from the annotation of a GenBank genome assembly.
AUGCCAAAUGAUGAAGAUAUUCUUGAAGCACUUCGUUGUUCCAUUGGUUUAGUAUCUCUAGUUUACAUCUGUCGACUAUAUAUUAAAUUAUCAACUUUUCGAUCAACAAUUUUACCGUCUACUGCUCGAACACAACUGAUAAAACAAGCAGUAAAUGAUCGUUAUGGCAGCAAUCAUACAACUGAAGAUAUUAUUAUGGUGACAAACAUGAUCGAAAUAAAUAAAGAUAUUAUCAAUCGAGUACUGCUACUGUCAGAUUUUGACAGAAAUAGUAUCAAAUUUGAUAUAAAUCAUAUUACAAUGGAUGUUUUAAAUGACUUGAUCUUAUUUCCAUUCACCAACAUCUGUAUUGAUUGCAAAAAAUCUCUAACUUCAUAUCGAUACAAAUCAAUUCAUGUUAUUGAUUGUUUUAAGAUUAUUCGAGCAGUAGCUGUAACUGCUGAGUGUAAACCGUGCUCACUAGUUUAUAAUCAUUCAUCUUGGUAUUCAUUAAAAUAUCGAUGGCGAAAGAUCAAUAAUUCAUCGUUAAAUAGUAUGCUCAAAGUAUAUUACUUAUGUGAUUCAUUUGGAUUUACAUAUUCGAUUUUCUUCGAUUAUACAUGCCAACUUUUACACGAUCAAUGUCCGUUUCAAUCUUUUUCUCGAAUACUUAUUGAUAGAUAUAAUUAUGAACACCAAAACAACAAUAUUAUUCUUCAACCUAUUCAAUUGGCAAAAUUAUUUCAAUGUCACUGGUUAUUAUAUCAAAUUGUACGCUUUGAAUUCAUGUUAGGAAGAACACAAAUAGUAAAUUUACCUGUUUCACUUAAUCGAAAUGAACUUAAUUAUCAUUUUGAAUGUUAUUCCGGUUGGUGGUAUCAUUUAUUUACUACAUUUUGGUCAAGACAUAAGUCAAUUCCAAAUAUAAAGUGUUCUCCAUCGGAUUGUAGCCGAUGUGUUAUUGUAGAUGGUCAUCAAAAAUGUCGACGAUUAGUAUGUAGUUUUAAAAACGCUGUCGAUACUUCCAUUGAAGAAAUGACUGCAAUUGAAACUGGUUGCCCAUAUACACCUUGCCGAAGAACAGAAUCAUCCAAUUCAGUUGAUUUAGUUUAUUGUCGAUAUCAUCAACCAUCAAUUCUUUUGUCAUCUUCUAUUAAUUUACAAAAAGCUGAUGAUAUGGCUGCUGGAUUCUCGGUAAUAGUAUUAUAUUGACUGAGUGAUCUUUUAGAAAUUAAGCAUUAGACGAUGAUUAGUAUGUAAAUAUUCGACAAAUUAACUAUCGUAGUAUGAUUGUAAUAUAAAUACUAUUUAUCAGACCUUUCA